This is a messenger RNA of Thunnus maccoyii (southern bluefin tuna), 4525 nucleotides long. Its product is annotated as neutral cholesterol ester hydrolase 1-like. NCBI's taxonomy places the organism in Eukaryota, Metazoa, Chordata, Actinopteri, Scombriformes, Scombridae. Gene Ontology annotation, molecular function: carboxylic ester hydrolase activity. The transcript is spliced from 5 exons. Bases 631 to 1851 code for a protein of 406 amino acids. Gene Ontology annotation, cellular component: membrane. The record is from RefSeq and is a predicted model, not a curated record.
UGGAUGGAAUUAUAGUGAAAUUAAAUUAUUCCUGCUUUUGCUGGAAACCCCCUGAAGGUCCCCGGAUCCCACUUUGAGAUCCACUUAUUUUGUGUAUCCAGCAGCAUUGGUGUUACUAUUUAUAAGGACCAACAACAACAAAAAAACUUUAUUGUAACAAGUAUACCAAUAAUAAAAAAAAUAACACGUUCAUAACACUUUUUGUAUACAAAUUGAACACAAUCACAAACACGCCAGGGGAAAUAAAGGUUAAUAAUAAACACAAAAAUAGAAAAUAAUAGUUAAAUAAAAAUCCUGUAGAGCUUAAAGUGGUUAUACGUAUAAAGUUAUAUAUAUAAGUUGAAAAGUUUGGCUUUUUGCUUUUUAUAAGGACUACAUUUCCCUUGGGCAACAACAUUACGCAAUUCCUAUACCACUUCCUAUACUGGCAUUUCAAAAUAAGACAAUGGUCUUCGCAUGUCGUUGCCAGCUCCGAUGCAAACUUUAAACUCGGCUUUUACUUCGAAAACGGGGUCAUUCCUCCGUGUUUCGUCGAUCCCUGGCUGGCGGAGCCACCAACAACCUGGGACCGGGGCAGGUAUUCCCGUGUGAACGGCAGGCUCCAGCCAGGUCCAGGUCCAGUCCGCCGCGAUGAGGCUCCGUUUGGCAGGAGCCGCGCUGCUGUCGGCGGCCGCUUACUACGUUUACCUGCCGCUGCCGAGCGGCGUGAGCGAACCGUGGAAGCUGAUGCUGCUUGACGCGCUGUUCCGGAGCUUCAUGCAUGCGAGCGAUGUGGCUCACGCGUUUGGCGUGUGCCAUCGCGUCCACCUGCUGAGCCAGGUGGUGUCCUGGGUGGAGGUGAUCGAGGCUCGCUCCUGCCCCGCCGUGCACGUGUUCGACUCCACGCUGGGCGGCGUGUCCACCCGGGUCUUCCAGCCGAAGGGCGGGAAGAAGCUGAAAAGGGGAGUCAUUUAUUUCCACGGUGGAGGAUGGGCCCUCGGCAGCGGACGGAUGCGAUCAUACGACCGUCUGUGUAGGAAAAUGGCGGAGGAUCUGGACGCUGUUAUCAUGUCUGUUGAUUACCGUCUUGCUCCGGAGGCGGUGUUCCCAGAGCAGUACCACGAUGCGUUGGCAGCGUCGCGGGCCUUCCUGUCGGCUCGGGUUUUAGAGCGCUACAGCAUCGAUCCAGAGAGGGUGUGCGUGUCCGGAGACAGCGCCGGAGGAAACCUGGCCGCUGCUGUGGCUCAGGAGCUGAGCUCAGAUGAGAGUCUGACAGUGAAGUUCAAGGCCCAGGCGUUGAUCUACCCCGUGCUGCAGGCGCUCGACUUCUACACCCCGUCCUACCAGCAGAACCAGGCCGUGCCCAUCCUCUACAGGCCCGUCAUGGCUCGUUUCUGGCUGCAGUACCUCGGCGCCGACUCCUCCCUGGAGCCGCUCCUGCUCGCUAACAACCACAGCUCCCUGGACCAGCUAGCCAUCAGCGCCGGGACUCGCUCCAAGCUGGACUGGACCGCUUUGCUCCCGGCUAAACGUAAGAAACACUUCCGGCCGGUCAUCAGAGAAGAAGGAUCGCUGGGGGUGGUGGGCGAGGUGCCGGCGCUGAUUGACGUGAGGGCGGCGCCGCUGCUGGCGGAGCAGGGGGUUCUGGGUAGGACACCUAAAGCGUACGUGAUGACGUGCGAGUUCGACGUUCUGAGGGACGACGGGCUGAUGUACGUCAAACGGCUGCAGGAAGCCGGCGUCACGGUGACCAGCGAUCACUACGAGGACGGUUUCCACGGCUGCAUGGUGUUUGCGUUCCUGCCCAUGAUGUCUAGUGUUGGACAGAGGAGCAUGAACAACUACAUCCGCUGGCUGGACCAGAAUCUGUAGACAAACUGACUCCUCCAGAUUCUUUUGAACAGGGAUCCGGAGAAUCCAGCGGAGACAUUUUGUGGCACCAAAGAUGUACCGGAGCAGGAAGUCUGGUACUUGAGAGCUCCUUCUCAGACCUGCAGGGAGGAGAAAACUCUUUAGGUAUCACAGAUUUCAUCCAUGUGGGGGCAGAAUGGACUACAGGUUAAAAAUCUCUGACCUGUAAUCCAGAAGGUCACAGAUUUGAUCCACUGUGUCCAUCAGCAUCCUUCUGUCUGCUCUCUGACGCUUUGGAAAGAAGCAUAAUACUUUAAAUCUAUAUAAUCUAGAAUUAAAAAAAACAAAAUCAACAAGACAGAUUCUAGUUGUAAACCAGAACAGCUGGAUCUGUAGAGCUACGAUCACAACCACGAAGCAUCUUCACUGCACCCUAAAACCAAAACUUCUCACAUCAACUGUAACCAAAGAGAAACAUUUGUAUUAUUCAAAGUCUGAAUAUUCAAUACAACUUUUUGGAGAACGAUGGUAUUCUUAAGGCUCAUGAUUUACAAAAUCUGGAAAUUUAUGCACACGAUAAUAACAGACGAAGUGUUUAAUUUGACUACAUCUUUUCAGAAUAAAACAUCAUUAUAAGAAAACACUGGAGACAACGUGUAAAACAAUAUACAAACAUUACUGUUAUGUACGGAUGAUCAGUAAUCAUAAAAGAGAGCAAUCAAAAAUAAAUAAUUCUAUAAUUUCUGUAAAGUAGGAUUAGUAGGAUAAAUGCGCCUGAGCAGCAGUUCUUAUAAAAUCUUUUUGAAAUCGGCUUUAAUCACAAUCAAAAAGUUUACUAAUUACCCUCAAAUCGUUGAAACAAACCUGCAUCAUAGGAGUCCAGUUAUACUGUCCAUUAUAAGAAAAUUAAUGAACAUCAGCCAGCCAGGAUUGUGAAAAUCUGCCCAAAUUAGAUUUAAAACAUCAAUAAUACAAAAAUAUGGGUGAAAAAUCAUAUUUUUGGAAUGUAAUUUUCAAGACAAAACUAUGUAAUUUAAUCAUAUAUCGUAUGUUAAUUACUUUGAGGGAUAUUCUGCAGUUCAUUCAUGUUUCCUUUCCGUUCUUAUUUCACUGUAAACUGAAGCCGGAACAACAAAAAACAUUUCUCCUUUUAAAGAUCAUUCUGUGAGAAGAGUUAAAGACUGAAAAUGAUGAGCCUUGAUUAUACUGUUCAACAGGCUUCUUAUCAGACUUGAGUUGGAGCUCAAAGUCACUCAGAAACUAUCUUCAGCUUUUAUGCUUUUACGAUGCACUGAGACACUGAAAUAGUCUCACAGACACACACACACAAAACAGGCCAGUCAAGGCUACAGUGUGUGUGUGUGUGUGUGUGUGUGUGUGUAGUCAAAGUAUGCCAGAGUUCACAGCUGUGUAUACUCUCUGGAUUGUGCAAUAAUGUAUGUUUGAAAGUAUCCCUCAUCUUCUCUAACUUCACCCUCUGAUGACCACUGUACGGCAGGGCGAAUGCAAUGACGACGAAGACGACGAUGAUAGCUGUGAAAUUUAUGCGAGCAUUACUGUAUCACCACAAGAGAAGAGAUCCCAAAUGGACUAUCAUGCUGUCCUCCCCCGACCGCUGUCAGCCCAAAGCUAACAUAAUGAACCGACGACAGCGAGCGCCUGACAGACUCGGUUUGGCUUUCGGCCCAAAACCGCUGCGAGCCAAGACUGUAGCAGAAACACUGAGCUGAGUGUGGCCGUUACAAGGCUUCACAUUAUCCAAGAAAAAAAAACAUUUGAGAGUGUUACACUGGUUAUCAGGACACUGUGAUUUUUCUUUUCUUGAAGAGAAAUGAUUCCAGACAGCUUAUUUCCUAACAUGGAUUUCUGUAAUUAAGGCAAAUUCCAAGCAUUACCCCCUCCAAGCACACAUCUUGUACACUUUCUAGUUAAAAAAAAGUGACUGUUUGAUAUGCAUGAAUAGUAAAAUAAGUCAUUUAUAAAUUUGAAACAUGGGUUUUAAAACUAGAUAAGGCGGUAUGGACUGUAGAGAAAGACGUAUGAAUGUUUUCAGCGCUGUGAUUUAAAUGCUGUAUGUGAAAUUAAGCAUUAAAUAGUUUUAUAAUGUACAAAUAAGGCUUUAAUAUAAGUAGGGUUACGUAACAGGUAGUCCCAGCCAAGCAAAUACACAAAACCGGUCCCAGAUGUACUCCUACAGCGCUAAUAAAUCCCAUAAAGUAGUUAUUUUAUUGGCUGCUGUGACAACUCAAGUGGUACGCAGGGAGCAGGAUCAUAAUAUUUCUUGUUAUCCCUCUGUUAUUUUUUUUUUCUAUAUGUGUGUUAUUGUGUAGCUUUUUAAAAAGAUAUUCUUCUGUCAGUGCUCAUGUGUGAUGUAUUUUAAAACCAUCACAUUCCUGGACAGUGUUUUACUGUGAUAACGAGGAUGUGGAGGCGCUGCAGGCAAUAUGAAGCUGCACCUGUAUAUGGCAGGAGUUCAGGUGAUAUAACACACUGGUGGCCAUACUGGAGGUCUUUAGAUUUUAAAGGUGCAGUGCGCAGGAUUUAGUGACAUCUAGUGGUGAGGUUGCAGAUUGUGACCAGCUGAAUACCCCUCGCCUCCCCCUCCAAGUGUGAAGGAGAAUCUACGGUGGCUGUGAAACUUGUGAAAAACAUGAAAGGUCCUCUCUAGACCCAGUGUUUGGUUUUUUUUGUCCAU